Strigops habroptila (Kakapo) is the source of this 5345-nucleotide messenger RNA. RefSeq names its product serine palmitoyltransferase long chain base subunit 1 (gene SPTLC1). Gene Ontology annotation, cellular component: endoplasmic reticulum. Gene Ontology annotation, biological process: ceramide biosynthetic process; sphingosine biosynthetic process. Gene Ontology annotation, molecular function: pyridoxal phosphate binding; serine C-palmitoyltransferase activity. Lineage: Eukaryota; Metazoa; Chordata; Aves; Psittaciformes; Psittacidae. The transcript is spliced from 15 exons. The coding region runs from base 181 to 1608 and encodes 475 amino acids. The record is from RefSeq and is a predicted model, not a curated record.
UUCCCGGGCCGCCCAGCUCCGGGCCCCGCCGCCGCGUGCUCCCGCGCCGCCACCCCCGGUCCCGCCGCGCCGCAGGGGGCGCUCUCCCCCGGCCAUGGCCCCGCCCCUCCGCCCCUGACGCCGGCGUACGGCUGCGGCGGCGCCCGGUGGGCUGAAGAGGCGGAAGUGGGAAGCGCGGCGAUGGCGGCGGCGGGCAUGGGGCAGCAGUGGGUGUUGGUGGAGAUGGUGCAGGCCUUCUACGAGGCUCCUGCUUACCAUCUCAUUUUAGAAGGAAUUCUGAUUCUAUGGAUAAUCAGACUUCUUUUCUCCAAGACGUACAAGCUUCAAGAGCGCUCUGAUUUAACACCUAAGGAAAAAGAAGAGUUGAUAGAAGAAUGGCAGCCAGAGCCUCUUGUACCUCCCGUGCCAAAAGAUCACCCAGCUCUCAACUACAACAUUGUCUCAGGUCCGCCUACCCAUAUAAUCACUGUUAAUGGCAAGGAAUGUAUAAACUUUGCAUCAUUUAACUUUCUUGGACUUUUGGAUAAUGAAAAGGUUAAGACUGCAGCCCAGGCAUCUCUGAAGAAAUACGGUGUUGGCACUUGUGGACCUAGAGGAUUCUAUGGUACUUUUGAUGUGCACUUAGAAUUAGAAGAACGACUAGCAAAAUUCAUGAGGACAGAGGAAGCUAUUUUAUACUCUUAUGGAUUUGCAACAAUUGCCAGUGCUAUUCCUGCAUAUUCAAAAAGAGGGGACAUUGUGUUUGUAGAUGAAGCUGCCUGCUUUGCUAUUCAGAAGGGAUUACAAGCAUCUCGUAGUAACAUCAAGUUAUUUAAGCAUAAUGAUAUGGCUGACCUUGAGCGACUGUUGAAAGAACAAGAGACUGAAGAUCAAAAGAAUCCUCGCAAGGCCCGUGUAACUCGAAGGUUUAUUGUAGUGGAAGGAUUGUAUAUGAACACAGGAGACAUUUGUCCUCUUCCAGAGUUGAUAAAAUUGAAGUAUAAAUACAAAGUUAGAAUAUUUUUGGAGGAAAGCCUUUCCUUUGGAGUCCUUGGAGAACAUGGUAGAGGAAUUACUGAACACUUUGGAAUAAAUAUUGAUGAUAUAGAUCUUAUUAGUGCAAACAUGGAAAAUUCACUGGCUUCUAUUGGAGGAUUUUGCUGUGGAAGAUCUUUUAUUAUUGACCAUCAGCGAUUGUCUGGUCAAGGCUACUGCUUCUCUGCAUCCCUACCUCCUUUGUUAGCUGCAGCUGCUAUUGAGGCUCUGAAUAUUAUGGAAGAUAAUCCAGACAUUUUUCAGACUCUCCGGGCUAAAUGUGAACGAAUUCACAAAGCUUUACAGGGGAUUUCUGGCUUAAAAGUAGUGGGAGAAUCUUUUUCACCAGCAUUGCACCUACAGUUGGAAGAAAGCUGUGGAUCUCGGGAAAAUGAUGUGAAGUUACUCAAAAGAGUUGUGGAUUAUUGCAUGAAUAGUGGUAUUGCAUUAACUCAGGCCUGCUAUCUGGAAAAAGAAGAAAAAUGUCUUCCUCCACCCAGUAUUCGAGUAGUGAUAACAGUGGAACAAACAGAACAAGAACUGGACAAAGCUGCAUCACUUAUUAAGGAAGCUGCACAGUCUGUAUUGAAUUAGACUGCUGGAUUGCAUUCCUCUUUCCCCAGCUUAUCAGGUUGUAUUUUACACUGUGUAGUGACUUCCAAGUUCUGCCACUGAUGGCAUUGAAACCUGUCUGAGUAACAAGAUAGUUCCAGAACAGUACAAAUGCAGUGAGGGGAAGAAUGCUGAAUUUUGGAACCUGUGAAUGACACAGUGUACUUGCAAUUCAAACUCUACCACUUACCAGCGUUCUUUCAAAUGAGAUAUCACUGUUGCCUACAUGACUCUUUCAUAAGUUGCAUCUAAGAAGUUUUCAGUUAAUUUCUUCAAAUGUUUAAACAUUUUCAAAAAUGUGUAUGAACAUUGUUUUCCUCCAAAACAUCUAAAAUGUCUCAUUUUCUCUACAUAUCCUUAGAAUUUAGGAACUUCAAACAAGUUUCCAGGAAAUCCCACACACCGCCCCUAACGAUAGGCUGUUCCUAAUACUGUCAAAAGGGAGAAUAUAACACUUUAAGAGAUAAUUUUGUGCUAUAUUAUGUCAUUUAUUAUCGUAUUAUAGGAGGAACUUAAAUUCUUUUUUUGUUUAUAUCUUUAACCAUUUCUGGAAGCCAGUUUUUAAGAAUGCCUAGCCAGAGAAUUCCAUUGUCUAAAUGGUAAAUCCAUAUUAAAUACUACUUGCUUCCUGCAUUUCAUAUAUAAUUAUAUGCAUGUUUGAUAUUAUGGGUGAGGUUUUUCAUAUGAUUAACUUUAAAACAUCUAAACUGAAAACUCUAAAUUGUGAAAUUGGUGUAAUUCCAUUAUAGUGUGUUCAGUCAGGCAGACUUUGCACUACUCUUGAAGAGGAGUCAUAAGCAACAUGAAGAAUGAACAAAGAUUUUGAAACAACUCUGUACUAGUUUAGUCAAACUACUUUGAAGCACUAUAAUGGUAUGUGCUACACUUUAUUUCUGAGCAGCUAUACCUUGGAGGGAAAGAUGGGUAACUAAUAAGAGUUUAGAUUGUAGAAAGAUUACUGAAACACAACUCAAUACAUGCAUAUAAAAUCCCUAGCUAAUUGGAUAGUAAUAUAUGGAGGUUAUGCUGUCCAGAUUUUCAGGAAGCACAGGUGGACGUUACACAGAUGGACACAUUACACCAAUGAGAGGAAACUGGUAAGGAAGGAUGACAGUAGGCUGUACCUUCUUAUAGAAUAAAAAUGAUAGCUAUGUAGUUCAGGGUUUUGCUUUAAGAAUGCCUGUUGAAAGAUUUUAUAUUCUGCCUGAUCUGUAUUCUGGGUUGUUUUGUACUUAUGUGCCCUUUUGGUUGCUGCUACAAGACUAUUUUUGAGGAACAUCUCUGUUUAAAUAAAAAGUUAAUCAUGUUUGAUUCAGAUUUUUACUUAUAAUUAGAUUUUGUACCAUGAUCAACUGUAUUUUGUUGAAUAUUCUGUGUCAGAUAUGCACAGUCUGUGUUGCCUCCUUCAGUUCAUAAUGAUUUUCUGUACAUUGGCUUUCAAAACUUCUCAGCUGCAUGCACUCAGGUGAACCACCUAAAGCUGUGUUGGUGCACCUUUGUGACUGUUGCUUGACUAUUUGAAAUAGUCAAAUCAUUAUCUGCUGUGCAACGCAGAGGAACAGUAAUCCCAAUGUGAAAGAGUAUGCCUAUUUCACUGACAUUUAUGUUUUCUCUAUUAACUCUGAGUAAAAGCCUGUGAGAAGCCAACAAUUCCAAAGAGUAAAAACACGGGGAAGGAAGCUGAUUCCCAUUUUACAGACUGGAACUGAAGUGCAGAACAAUCAACCCUCUCAAGAACAUCACAAAUUAAGAGAAAUGGAAAUUAAAACCUAUGGCUAUACUUUGAGCUUGUAAGCCAUUUUUGGUUUGAUAAUAUAAACCUGAGUAUUCAAGUAAACUCAAGCCUUUGAUGUGUAAGAUGGGAACAAAUUAGGUACUUUGAUUCCAAUGCAGCAUAAUAAAUGGUUUUGGAGUUCAAGGUAAACCAGUGAAGGUAAGCAAAUCACUAGUUAGCAUUGAAAUACUAGGUUGCAGGAUCUAUAUUCAUUUCUUGGUGGGUUUUUAUUUGGGGUUUUCUGGGGUUGGAGUUUUUUUUUUGGUGUUUUUUAAGGUGCUUGCAAUGGGAGGGACUUUCUUGUUGCAUUUUUGAGAAUUAGCAACAAUCUUUAGAUACAGGGGUUUGUUUUGUUGGUUUUGGUUUUUUUUUCACUUUAAAGUGAAGUGAUAAUAUCUAAAUUGGCAGGAAGCAGAGUGGAAUUUCUGGCAAUUUCGAAGCUCUGACUAAGUGGUUCUGAUGAAACUAAAGUUCAGGUAUGUUGCUGAGAGAUACUAUUAUCCGAUUCAUUUGGCAAACACAUACCCAGCAUUAAACCAUUGGAAAAAUGGCCUUUGUCCAUUUUUGUUGUCCACAAGUGUAUAGAAAAGCAGCAUUUAGAUCACACUAAAGUGAACACCUUCUGAUUGAUAGCAACUGAAGUACUGUUAUAACGUGUGUUUUACUGGCAAAUUAUAUAUGCGGCUCUGUGAGAAAUUAAGACACUUAUGAGAUGUAGCUGAUGGAGAAAUAUAUCCCUGGUCAGUUUAACCAUGCCUGGCCCUCUUCUUUUUUGCUUUUCUAAUAAAUGUCUCUGACAUGGCAAGCAGAUGAAUGGAAGUAUGGCUCUGGGGGGAAAAAAAGUUGGGGUUAUGGAGACACACAGCACAUGUUCUGGUUAAACUUUUGGCAUUAAAAAAUAAGAAGCCUAUUAGGAUGCUGAAGUUCUCAGUGCUCUAGGGUGAUAAGUAUAUGAUCAGGCCUGUUUUAAUUGCUUUGUAGUUACAUUUGGAUAAAGAGGGACUUUUUCAUCCAUUUCUUCUGAUGUGGGAGUGAAGCUGGGGUCUUAGUAAAUAAAUGGAAAGCUAUUUAGCAGGAUGCUUUGAGGUGAAUCAAACACAUAAGGGCAUUAUCCCGUAUUUCAGAGUUUCUAUUGAAAAUAUGUAUCUGUAUUCUUAAUUUUAAUUCAACUAAAUUAUGUAUUUAUUCUGCCAAGUACUUGGAACAGAAUUUCAGCUAAGUGGAAGCAUCAGGAUAAUAAAUUGUGAUCAAAAAUGAUUUUUUUUUUUUUUUUUUUUGUUUUUAAUGAAGAUUAGUAUCUGGUAGUUGAGAAAGAAUGCCUUCUGGCUGUAAUGAGGGAGCCAUUUAUAGAAAUUGUCCUCAUGAAAUCAAUUUUUUGCAAUAUGUAGUGACUGGGAUGGACUGGAAAGAAUUUUUGCUUUGAAGGUAUUUUGGAUUGAAGAAACAUGUCUUCAUGAUAUAUUCUUUUUUUUAAAAAAAGAUAUAUUUUCCUUGAAUAUUUAAAAAUAAUUGAUUGUUACUUGUGUAGGUUCAUUGUUUUUAUAGGAAAACCUACAGAUGCCUUUUCUGUUUAUUAUACUAAUCAUUUUUUGGAUAGAAGGUGAAGUGCAUAAGGAGAGUAUUAAGAAAGAGAGGUAUGGCUGAACAACUUUUUUUUUUCUCUUAUUACUUUUGAAAUAUGAUCCCAGUCACUGCACAGAAUGCUGUACUGUCUCCUUUCUGUCACUCCAUCUGGACUUUAUUAUUUUAAACAGGGUUGUGGAGUGUUGGCAUUCACUGAUCUGUGAAGUUGCUACUGCAAAAGUAUUUUGCACCGUAGGAUGACUCAAGAAAUGUACAUGAGCUGUAAAUGCUGCUUAAAAAGAGGAAAUAUUUACAACAAACACAAAGCAUUUGUACAUUAAACUAUUUCAGUGUCCUAAUAAAAGGAAAUGUGUGGAUAACA